Ceraceosorus bombacis is the source of this 2319-nucleotide messenger RNA. NCBI's taxonomy places the organism in Eukaryota, Fungi, Basidiomycota, Exobasidiomycetes, Ceraceosorales, Ceraceosoraceae. The record is from the annotation of a GenBank genome assembly.
AUGCUCCUUCUACGUUCACUCAGUCUGUUGCUGGUUGUGAGCGCGUGCCCAGCGUUGUCUGCGUCAAUUGGCCUGAACAGCAAUCCGCCCAGCAUCAGUCUUGGCCAAGCGACGGUGGUUGGCUCGUCUGCAAAUGGCAUCGAGGUAAGCGACUUCAAAUUCAGGCUUCUUGGCGAACGACUUCACUAACCCAUUCGCGAUUCUUGCAGUCCUUCAGAGCUUUGCGAUAUGGCAAGGCUCCGGUAGGAAAGCUUCGCUUCAUGCCACCCGUGAAGGCUGAUGCACCCACCGGAGUGCUCCAAGCGACGCAAAAUCCACCCUCUUGUCGCCAGAUGCCGCUUAUACAACGUGAGAGCGCCCCGCAAACUAUCACGACACAGUCUAAGACUUAUCUGCCAUUCCGUCACGCUUUACGUAGCACCCGCAAAUCCAUACACCGAUGCCAUUAAUAAAUUCUUCAACUCGCAGAACGACAGCGCCUUCGCUCAAGGAUUCGCACGUCUCAAUGCACCAACCAACGGUGGACAGAGAGGAAGCGAAGUCAGUGCGCUGCCAAGCUCCAAAACGUAUGAUGCUUGCUGACCGCGACAUCCUCCUCGCGCGAAAUCCAGGACUGCUUAUUUCUGAACGUGCACCGUCCAGUGGGCACCAAACGAGACGCGAAGCUGCCAGUGCUUUUCUGGAUGUACGGCGGUGGCUUUCAGUUUGGGUCGCUUGACACCUACGAACCCACAAGCCUCAUUCAGCGCUCUGUCAGCCAGAAACAACCAAUGAUCUACGUUUCCAUCAACUACCGUGUCGCAGCUUACGGCUUCCUUGGCGGGCCAGAGAUAAAGUCAGCAGGUUCGGGCAACAUGGGAUUGCGCGAUCAGCGCCUUGCGAUGGAAUGGGUACACGAUAACAUUGCCGCCUUCGGUGGAGAUCCGUCAAAGGUGACCAUCUGGGGCGAAUCAGCAGGCGCCAUCUCGGCUGGACUGCAUCUCGUGUCGCGCGGCCAGACAAGCUCGAAGGGGCUGUAUCGUGCUGCCAUCAUGGAGAGGCGAGUGAAAUCAUAAGGACAGCCUUGUUUGAGCGUGGAUGCUGACGUCAACGAAAUGCGUCAUCUUGAAACAGCGGAAGCCCCUACGGUCUCGCCAAGACAGAGGAUGUUACUCGGCCCAUCGCAGUACUAUCGGGCGCUGCGGGAUGCAACAGCGCUCCCGCAGGGCGGCUUGCUUGCUUGCAGGCCCUCAGCGCAGACGCGCUAGAUAAUGCAAUGAAUCAAGUCCCCGGAUUGGGGACCUGGUCCGGCGUGACUCUAGCCUGGCCACCAACUGUUGACGGGGAUUUUAUUCCUGGUGAGGCUGCGUGGCAGAUCAGAUAGGUGCGCCGUGCGGAAACAACGUUGACGAUUUCUGUUACCCUCAAGACACUCCCGACAACCUCGUCGCACAAGGAAAGUUCAAUCGAGAUGUUGCGAUAGUCAAUGGCGACAAUGAGGAUGAAGGUACCAUCCUGACCACGCCUGCCGUUACCCUAAACACGACGGACGACGCGGGAUUCAAGCGUUGGGUUCGAGAAGUAAGUCUGGUCCGCUUGCUUGAGCACGUGCGAGACAUGCUGAUCUUCCUUCGAAUACGGUCAUUCUAGGUCCUCUACACCGAUAUUUCCGAGGCGGAUUACCAGCAACUCGCCAAGUUGUACCCAAACAAUCCUGCUGACGGCAGUCCGUAUGGCACAGGGCUGUACGGUGCUCUGAGUUCGCAGAACAAACGCGUUGCUAGCAUCUUUGGUGGUGAGUUUUGUAACGCGGCAACACUAAGACUGACUCCCCGCUCACGUUGAAAGCUAUGCGCCUCUACACAACGACAUGACAGACGCUACCUUUCAAGCCCCCCGCAAGCGUCUCCUAAAGGAGGUACAGAAGUAUCAGCCGCGCAACACGUUUUCAUACAACUUCAGAGGUUUCAAGGUACGUAUCGGAAGACGUAGUGCACAUGGGGGCUGUGGAUUGUGGUCAACUGAUCGUCUUCCACAAACCUUCUACAGUACGUAUUCCUGAUCGGAUCCUUCCAUGCCUCGGAGCUACUCUACACGUAUGGAUUUGUCAACACUCGACUCACCGAAGAAUUUCAGUCUAGAUUCAUCGCGUUCGUCUCUACCUUGAACCCUAACUUCAACAACGGCCAGCUCGCCUGGCCCGUCUAUGGUCAAGACAGAAAGGUGUUGACGCUCGACGAGCUCACAACGACGGUGCAGCCAGACAACCAGCGCGAUGAGCCUCAGGCAUUCCUCGAUAGCCUCGCGCUUAGGGGUCUCGGGCCCAAAUACCGAAUCUGA